GCACCCACCUCGUCCUCGUCCUUGUCCGGCAGCGGCGGCGGCGGCGAGCGAGAGCGCAGACGUGGUGAGGGUCCUCGCCGGGGAGCGGACGCGACGGACGCGCAGCAGCGGGUGGCACGUCUCGGCCGUCUGUUGUCCAGAAGGGUGGCGACCGGGAGAGCCCCAGGGACCGAGAUCGGGGAUCGUCAGCCGGGAUCGGGGAACUCUUUCACUGCCCAAUUCCUGUGGGGGGGGGGGGGCACCGUAGUGGCCGCGGCGGGGAGCAGGAGGAGGCGGUGAAGAUGCGCCUCCGACCCUGCUGAUGCCCGCCGCGCGCGCAUCACCGCCCCGCAGCAGCAGCAGCCGGAGGAGCCGGAGGAGCCGGAGGAGCCGGAGGAGCCGGGGGUCGGGACAACAGGGGACGAUGGUGAUGGUGAGGUCGGGAUCAUGGCAAACGGAACCGGCACCAUAAUGUUGAAGUGCGUCGUGGUCGGAGACGGCGCAGUGGGGAAGACGUGUCUCCUGAUGAGCUAUGCCAACGACGCCUUCCCCGAGGAGUAUGUGCCCACGGUCUUCGACCACUAUGCAGUGAGUGUCAACGUCGGUGGAAAACAGUACUUGCUGGGACUGUAUGACACAGCUGGUCAGGAGGACUACGACCGCCUGAGGCCGCUGUCCUACCCGAUGACCGAUGUUUUCCUCAUCUGCUUCUCCGUGGUCAACCCUGCCAGUUUCCAGAACGUGCGAGAGGAAUGGGUGCCCGAGUUGCAGGAGUACGCACCCAGUGUCCCUUACCUGCUCAUUGGCACCCAGAUUGAUCUUCGUGAUGACCCCAAGACCAUUGCCAAACUGAAUGACAUGAAGGAGAAGCCCAUAGCCACUGAGCAAGGACAGAAACUGGCGAAGGAGAUUGGUGCAUGUUGCUAUGUGGAAUGUUCAGCAUUGACCCAGAAGGGCCUGAAGACGGUGUUUGAUGAGGCCAUCAUCGCCAUCCUGGCUCCCAAGAGGAAGAAGGGAACUCUGAAGAGACGGCUGGGACCCCGCUGCAUCAACUGCUGUCUGAUCACGUGAUACAUAAACGCAGAGAUCAUUCGCCAGCCAGCCAUAAACCAAACCUGGACUGGAGGCAAAAGACACACUGCAGUAAAAUGCACAGACAGCAGCAGAGUGAGACAAAAGCGAGGACUGAAAAGGACAAAACAAGAGCUGCGUUCAAGCUGCAGUGCUCUUGAAAGGCCAGAACUUUCUCUCCUGCUGUCCAUCACUGGGUUGAGGAUGCAGUUUUACUACCAAAGGAGCACAAAACCCUCUCUUCUUGUGAAAGACUUUUGGCCUCAGAAGUACCUUCUUUUAUAACCAUUUUUAAUCUUCUUUUUUUUUUCCUGUACAAAAUGUUGUAUGCUGUCAUACAAAAAAAAGUACAAAAUGACUAUUCAGUUUAAGGCAUUCAUAUGAUUUCUGGGGUUUUGAAAGUUAGAUUACUGAUUUGUGAAUUUGUCAAGAUAAGAUCAGAGAGAAAACACGCAGCUGAUAAAUAAUGUGUUGCGAAUUUAACGUGACACUAUGACGGUGCCCAGGCUAUAUUUCUGGACAUAUGGGGCCCAGAUAUUUUUCGAUUUAAAUCUUCCUACAAAAAGCCUGUUGGCCCACAAUAUCUUUCCCCAAUUAUCUGUCCUUUGAUGACCUGAAGGUUAAACCACACUAGAUGCUUUUCAUUGUGUAGGGGAUAACGCAAAUCAACAAUUGUGAAGUUUUGUUCAGACAACAGAUUUUGGACCUAGAACUGUAUUAAGGUUUGAGAGUCUUGUGUUUUUUGCCUUAUGAAAACCCCAUAAUUUCAUAGUGUGGCAUGCCAAAACAUACUGCAACAUAAGACUGGGGCUGUGGUCUUCAUCAGACUGAAGAAGUUUAUUAUCCGUUUGAAAAAAAUAUAUAUAUAUUAUCAAGAGUUUAUGAUACUGUAUCUCUCAAAUAGAGACCAUCAAGUCUGUGCAAAUAUCGUUUUCACACCUGAUAGCUCAACUGUUUUGAUUAAUCUUUUGUUAUUUUGUGUUAUCCUUCCAUAACCUUUACGAGAUCUGAUUUUAGAAAUGAAACCGAAUGAAUAUCCUACGUAACAUCCAAAGAAUCAAACGCACACACUUUGAUCAAAAAUCAGGUGGCUAAGAUGACCCAAAACUGUAUAUCUAAUGCACAACAUGAAGCACAGUUACGCCACUUAAUCUCCCAGCACAACAAAGCACAUUCCUCUGCUUUUGCACACUGACCCAUCUCUGAAAAAUGGCUGAUUGAAGCAGAGACGAUGCACAAUGUUCUGUCAGGCACAAGCAUAACAUAGCACACCGUCUUACCAUCUCGCCUCCAAAGUCCUGCGACAAGGCCUUGGGUGAAAACAUGCAAAAUGUCAGCUUUUCAAAAAAUAUGGAAAACACAAAUCGAUCUAAAUAGUUUUGAAAAUGAACACAGAAUUUCAGUCGGUUGCACCAGCCACUUGUAAAUUGAAAUUCACCUUGGUUAUAAUCUUAGUCUGUUGUGGAUCUUGACACAUACGUAAACUAAAACGAUUUUUAAGCAAACUGCACAAAAACAACACAAUAUAACACAAAAUAUUAUGCCAAUAAUGAUAGCUGGACAAAAUGAUAAAAACUCAGUCUAAACUGUAUGAACGCUACUUUAUCUGACACGUUUGUUUCCUUCCUACAUUAACAAAGGAUUGGCACUUAAUUUUAAUAAACCCAAUCGGCCCCCUAAAACGAGUUUUGUGCCUGACACUUGAUUUUCUAUAAAUUCAGCCUUGCAAGUGUGAAACUACUCACUGUAGUUGUGAAUAACGUUGAAACACUUUCUAAAUAAGAGAUAGAUUUACAUACAGCUGGUGCAGCCCAGUCAAUCUGUUUAUAGAGUUUGAAUAAAUUAAUUUGAGGUUAUAUGGUCAACAUAUGUAUGCAAAUAACAUUGGUUUGACCAGCACCCAUUUACCAAACCUGUCUUUUCAGCAACACUGUAGAGACAGGUUUCCCCAUUAGAAUUUAGAAUUCAUUGAUCUGUAUAAUAACGUCAUAUCCAACAACUUUUUGAAUCGAAAUGGAGACGAUGAUGCGUGAAAUUUACCAAGAUUUAGAGAAUUUAUGCAACAGAGGUUUCAGACCCACAUGUCUGUCAUGAAGUUGGUGAAAACUUGAGGUAAGGAUGGAAGUUUUCUUGGAAGCCACACUGCAGCCAAACUAUCCGCUCUUCUGGUUUCUGUGGAUUUGAUAUUGGCCUUUUUUUUCUAGACGUAUAUAAAAUAUAUUAAUCAAAGGUGCCAACUCUUGCUGAAUGACUUCUAUUCAUUUCCUGUUCAAAGUCAGACAUGAUGAUUGAUUAAAAGCUUUAAUGUAAAUGGUGCUCCUCUUCUCUGUUCCAGCCUGCAUUGUGUAACUGUCUUUUUGAGCAGAACAGUGGAUUGCAGGGCGAACAGCCUUCUCUCUUGGACAGUUUUGCUUGCUUACGUUGUGUGAAGGUCCACCCUCAGGAUCCAGGACCCAAGUGCCGCAGCCACCAAUGCAUUCUCCCGUUGAUGCUCUUCUCAAUAAAUGUGUUUAAUGUGUUAAUAA
Messenger RNA from Scophthalmus maximus (turbot), 3575 nucleotides. Its product is annotated as rho-related GTP-binding protein RhoQ. Gene Ontology annotation, biological process: cortical actin cytoskeleton organization; small GTPase-mediated signal transduction. The transcript has 5 exons. NCBI's taxonomy places the organism in Eukaryota, Metazoa, Chordata, Actinopteri, Pleuronectiformes, Scophthalmidae. The coding region runs from base 427 to 1050 and encodes 207 amino acids. Gene Ontology annotation, molecular function: GTPase activity; GTP binding. The record is from RefSeq and is a predicted model, not a curated record.